Messenger RNA from Oncorhynchus tshawytscha (Chinook salmon), 20955 nucleotides. Its product is annotated as obscurin-like. Bases 222 to 20342 code for a protein of 6706 amino acids. The record is from RefSeq and is a predicted model, not a curated record. The transcript is spliced from 80 exons. Gene Ontology annotation, molecular function: guanyl-nucleotide exchange factor activity; protein binding. NCBI's taxonomy places the organism in Eukaryota, Metazoa, Chordata, Actinopteri, Salmoniformes, Salmonidae.
AGCGUAGUCAACCACCCACCGCAGGAGACUGGGGGAAUGUUACACUUUCCUGGAUACACAAUCAUCAUUGUAGGGAUAUUGAUACGCACCGGACAUACAUUUAUUGGAUCUCAGCGGCAAAGAUUGGAUUAUUUUACGGACUGAAAAACCUUAUUGAAGUUUUAGUUCACAUGUUUCAGCGCUUGUUUUAUCAGAGUGGCUGAAGACUCAAGGAACCAGUAAUGGACCAGAACCUGUUUGGAGGGGCCCCCAGAUUCCUCACGCGGCCCAAAGCAUUUGCAGUGUGUGUGGGCAAGGAUGCCACUCUAAGCUGCACCAUCGUGGGCAACCCCACCCUACUGAUUACCUGGGAAAAGGAGAAGCUACGUCUGACCUCCGGGGGCCGCUUCAAGACGGUGGAUGAUGGUAAUGUCUACCGCCUCACUAUCUACGAUCUAACCCUGGAAGACAGCGGCCAGUACAUGUGCCGGGCCAAGAACAACGUCGGGGAGGCAUACGCAUGUGUAACCCUUCAUGUAGGCCUUCCACAGGAGAUGGUGGACAGGGCCCCCGUCUUCAUGGUCAAGCCUACCUCUGCACGUGUGAGCCUGGGGGGCGAUGUGGUCUUCCACUGCCGGGUUGCUGCUUACCCAGAGCCCAAAUUUGACUGGGAUAAGGACGGGCGUUACCUAGCCGAGACAAACCGCAUCAAGGUGUCCUCGGAUGGCGACAGCAGCUCCCUGAGGAUCCAGAGCGUGCGCAGCCUAGACAGCGGCACGUAUACCUGCCGUGCCCAGAACUCGGUGGGCCGCUCGAACUCUGCCGCCGCCUUGGUCAUAGACACCCAGGACUCCCGUCACCUGGGCCAGGACAAGAGCACCUCCCUCCUCUCCCACAUGCAGAAGCGUAAAGAAGGGAUCUCCAUCUACCGCACAGCAGAGACCCGCAGCUCCUCUCACAACUCCACCACCACCUCGUCCACGGCCACCACUAUGGUCACAGACGGGCUGAGCGCUCUGGGUCUGGACCACGGCAGCGCAGCACUGGUCAGCCAGCUACCCAAAAGCGUCUUCACCCGCACCUGCACGGUGACUGAGGGCAAGCAUGCCAAGCUCAGCUGCUUCGUGACGGGUCACCCCAAGCCUCAUAUCAUCUGGAGGAAGGAUGGGGGGAACAUCGGCGAGGGACGAAGGCACAUCAUGUAUGAGGACCAGGCCGAGAAUUUCAUCCUCAAGAUCCUGUACUGCAAGCAGAGCGACAACGGCCUGUACACCUGUAAUGCCUCCAACAUGGCUGGACAAACCUACAGCGCUGUGCUGGUGAUUGUUAAAGAGCCCAAGGUGCCGUUCAGGAGGAAGCUGCAGGAUGUGGAGGUCCAGGAGAAGAUGACGGCCAUGCUGCUGUGUGAGGUGCCCGUUUCGGCUAGCCAGGCCAGCUGGUUCAUGGAGGAGACACGUCUGGAGGACAGCUCCAAGUACUGCAUGGAGGAGGAGGGGACCAUGCGUCGCCUCACCAUCCGCAAUGUCACCACUAAUGAUGAUGCAGUCUACAUCUGCGAGAUGAAGGAGGGGAGCCGCACCGUAGCCGAGCUCACUGUGCUGGGGAACAUCACUAAGAAGCUUCCCAGGAGGACUGUAGUGUCGGUGAGUGAUACAGUGAUCUUCUGCGUGGAGCUGGAGCACCCCUGUUCUGACGCCUACUGGACGCGCAACGGCGAGCGCCUGAAGCCGGACACACGGAUAUCCAUUGCGUGCACCCUCAGACAGUACACGCUAACCAUCAGCCACUGCCAGGCCGACGACUCAGGAGAGGUGGCUUUUGUGGCUGGAGACUGCAAGACCUCCACACGAUUCUCAGUCGCGGCUGCCAGAAAGCACCCUCCAGAUCCCCCUAUCGACGUGGUGGUGCGUAGCAAGACCGACUCGUCCAUCACCCUCCACUGGUCCCCCCCAGACAGUGACCGCCCCGUGCCCAUCAAAGGGUACAUGGUAGAGAGGAGGAAGGUGGGUGCCCAGACCUGGCAGAGGUGCAACGGCAUGGAGGUCAGCCCCUUUACUGAGAUCACGAUCCAGAAUAUCACAGAGGAGGCCAGCUACCAGUUCCGCAUCUCCGCAGUCAACGACUACGGCCAGAGCCAGUAUAUGGAGGUGCCUGGGACCUUCUACCUCGAGCCCUCUGCAGAGGUGAAGACAGGCCUGAUGAACAGCACAGUCAUCUCAGGCGAGGAGGCCUCCCUCUCCGUGGACCUGUCUGCCGUGUGCUCUGGCUCCUGGUCUAUCAACGGCCGCCUCCUGCGGAGUGGGGCUGACUACCUCAUCACACGCCAAAAGACCACACAUACGCUGACGAUCCGAACCGUCUCGAUGGAGAUGAAUGGAGUCGCGGUCAAAUUUGUGGGCGGUGGCUCCGAGAGCACUUGUAUACUCCACGUGAAGGCUCCAGCUGUCCGGUUCACCAGUAAGUCCGCUCACACCGAGGUGGUGACCUGCAGCGCCCAGUCCUCCGCCCAGCUGACCACAGAGGUGUCCGAUUAUGAUGCUCAGGUGGUCUGGAUGAAGAAUGGACGGGAGCUGAAGGUGGGCAAGAAGUAUGAGUGCAUGUGCACCGACCGCAAGAGGAUCCUGAUGGUGCACAACGUCACCGAAGAGGACACGGGCAUCUAUGAGUGUGUCUUAAACGAAGACCGAAUGUCCCUGCAGCUUUCUCUAAAAGAUGAAGCCAAGUUCCUGAACAAGCCCAGGGGUCCCAUGGAGGUGGCGCCUGCCCUCAGCGGGGACCUGGAGUUGAACUGCGAGGUGUCGUCUGCAAGCGGGGUGGUGGUGUGGAGGAAGGAUCAGACACUGGUCACUGAGGACCAAAGAACCACCGUCGUCUCCAAAGGGACACAGAGGAGACUGGUCAUCAAGAAUGCCAAGAAGAGUGACGAGGGACACUACUCCUGCGAGACAGUCGAGGACAAAGUCACAUUCCAGGUCAAGAUCAAAGAAGCCCAACAGGCAGUCUUCUACAACAAGGAGUCUGUACAGAAGGAGGUGAAAGUUACUCUCUCCCAGAAAGCCACUCUGAGCUGUGAAGUGUCCGACCCAAAGACUGAGGUGAAAUGGUACAAGGACGGCAAGCUGCUGACUUCCACUGAGACAGUCGCCACGGAGACAAAGGGCAGGAGUCGUCUGUUGGUAGUAGACAAAAUUGAGAAGAAGGAUGCUGGAGAAUACACCUGUGAGGCUAGAGCAGAGAAGCUGGUCUUUAAAAUACAUGUCUCAGAAACCCAACAGUCUGCCUUCACCAACAAGGAGUUUGUACAGGAGGUGAAAGCUACUCUUUCCCAGAAAGCCACUCUGAGCUGUGAGGUGUCUGAUACCAAGACAGAGGUGAAAUGGUACAAGGAUGGCAAGCUGCUGACUUCCAGUAAGACAGUCUCCAUGGAGACAAAGGGCAAGACUCGUCAGCUGGUAAUAGAGAAGGUGGAGAAGAAGGAUGCUGGAGAGUACACCUGUGAGGUUGGAGUGGAGAAACUGAUCUAUAAGAUUCAGGUGACAGAAGCCCAGGCUGUCUUCACCAACAAGGAGUCUGUACAGAAGGAGGUGAAAGCUACUCUCUCCCAGAAAGCCACUCUGAGCUGUGAGGUGUCUGAUACCAAGACGGAGGUGAAAUGGUACAAGGAUGGCAAGCUGCUGACUUCCAGUAAGACAGUCUCCAUGGAGACAAAGGGCAAGACUCGUCAGCUGGUGAUAGAGAAGGUGGAGAAGAAGGAUGCUGGAGAGUACACCUGUGAGGUUGGAGCGGAGAAACUGGUUUAUAAGAUUCAGGUGGCAGAAGCACAACAGGCUGCCUUCACCAACAAGGACUCUGUACAGAAAGAGGUGAAAGCUACUCUCUCCCAAAAAGCCACUCUGAGCUGUGAGGUGUCUGAUACCAAGGCAGAGGUGAAAUGGUACAAGGAUGGCAAGCUGCUGACUUCCAGUAAGACAGUCUCCAUGGAGACAAAGGGCAAGACUCGUCAGCUGGUGAUAGAGAAGGUGGAGAAGAAGGAUGGUGGAGUGUACACCUGUGAGGUGGGAACAGAAAAGCUGGCCUACAAGAUACACGUGACUGGAGAAACUCAGGCUGCCUUCUACAACAAGGAGUCUGUACAGAAGGAGGUGAAAGCUACUCUCUCCCAGAAAGCCACUCUGACCUGUGAGGUGUCUGAUAACAAGACAGAGGUGAAAUGGUACAAGGAUGGCAAGCUGCUGACUUCCAGUAAGACAGUCUCCAUGGAGACAAAGGGCAAGACUCGUCAGCUGGUGAUAGAGAAGGUGGAGAAGAAGGAUGCUGGAGAGUACACCUGUGAGGUUGGAGCGGAGAAACUGGCCUUCAGGAUUCAUACGGCAGAAACUCAAGCGGCUUUCUCCAACAAGGAGUCUGUACAGAAGGAGGUGAAAGCUACUCUCUCCCAGAAAGCCACUCUGAGCUGUGAGGUGUCUGAUACCAAGACAGAGGUGAAAUGGUACAAGGAUGGCAAGCUGCUGACUUCCAGUAAGACAGUCCACAUGGAGACAAAGGACAAGACUCGUCAGCUGGUGUUGGACAUUGUGGAGAAGAAGGAUGCUGGCGAGUACACUUGUGAGGUUGGAGCAGAGAAAGUGGCCUUUAAGAUACAGGUGGCAGAGGUCCAGGCUGCCUUCACCAACAAGGAGUCUGUACAGAAGGAGGUGAAAGCUACUCUCUCCCAGAAAGCCACUCUGAGCUGUGAGGUGUCUGAUACCAAGACAGAGGUUAAAUGGUACAAGGAUGGCAAGCUGCUGACUUCCAGUAAGACAGUCUCCAUGGAGACAAAGGGCAAGACUCGUCAGCUGGUGAUAGAGAAGGUGGAGAAGAAGGAUGCUGGAGAGUACACCUGUGAGGUUGGAGCAGAGAAACUGGCCUUCAGGAUACAGGUGGCAGAGACUACCUUCUCCAACAAGGAGUCUGUACAGAAGGAGGUGAAAGCUACUCUCUCCCAGAAAGCCACUCUGAGAUGUGAGGUGUCUGAUACCGAGACAGAGGUGAAAUGGUACAAGGAUGGCAAGCUGCUGACUUCCAGUAAGACAGUCUCCAUGGAGACAAAGGGCAAGACUCGUCAGCUGGUGAUAGAGAAGGUGGAGAAGAAGGAUGCUGGAGAGUACACCUGUGAGGUUGGAGCGGAGAAACUGGCCUUCAGGAUAGAGGUGGCAGAAUCCUCUGCCAAGUUUAAAAAAACGGCAGUGAAGAGUGCAUGCAGUGUUCAAGCAAGUGAGAAGAUUGUUUUGACCACUGAGUUGACUUCGGAGAGUGCCAGCGUUAAGUGGUUCAGGGACGGUGUGGAGUUGAAGGAGAGCUCUAAGUAUGACAUGAAGAGAGAGGGACAUUCUCGUACCCUGAUUGUGAAGUCCACUGAAGUCAAAGACAGUGGCACCUACUCUUGCCACACUGCUGACGACAAGCUUGAGUUCAAAGUUCAAGUCAAAGACUCACUGCUGAAGUUUGUGGUACAGUUGCAGCCUGUAACCACAGAGCUGGGUGGUACACUGACACUGACCUGUGAAAUGAACCGAGCCUUAGGGGACGUGCUCUGGCGCCACAACAGCUGUGAGGUCAAACCCGGCGGCAGGUUCUGUAUCAGCACUGAUGGUCCCAAGCGGGUCCUUACUGUGACAGGAAUGGCAAAAGAGGAUGAGGGAGAAUACAGCUGUGAAUGCAAAGAUGAUAAGACCUCUGCCAAGGUCUCCACCAAAGCACCCAGACUGGUGAAGCUGACUUCCAAGCUGAGCAACGUCGCUGCUGUGGAGGGGAAGGAGGCCAUCUUCAAGUGUAGUGUCACCCCAGCUGACGUCAACGUGAAAUGGUUCUGCAACAACGUGCCCAUCACUGCAGGGCCCAAAUAUAAGAUUGAGCAUGGGGGCACCAGCCACUCCCUCACAGUCACCUCAGUCAGUCAGGAUGAUGCUCAAGAGAUCAGCAUUGAUGCAGAGGGCAAAACCUGCAGUGCUACCCUCCAAGUGCAACUGGAGCCGGUGAUGUUCAAGAAGAAGCUGGAGAAUGUGAUGGCGGUGGAGGAACAGAAGGAGGUGAAGCUGGAGGUAGAGCUGAGUAAGCCCUCUAAAGAGGUCAGGUGGAUGAAGAACAGCGUGGUGCUACAGCCUGGAGGCAACAUGGAGAUCAGGGUGGACGGAGCCAAGCAGACCCUGGUCUUUAAGAGUGUGACUACGGCCGACCGUGGCUACUACUCCUGUGAGACCCUGGACGACAAGACCCAGGCCAAACUCACAGUGGAUGUGAAGAAGAUUGAGGUGGUGAACGGCCUGCUGCCGGAGGUCAAGGCCCAUGAGAAGGAGACAGUGACCCUUGAGGUGGAGCUCAGCCAGGCUGACGUGGAGGGCUCCUGGACCAGGGACAGCGUCAAGCUCAAGGCAGGGUCCAACUGCCGCAUCACAGCCCUGGGAAAGAAGCACGCCCUCACACUAUCCCAAAUUAAGAUGGAGGACGCGGGAACAAUUGCUUUCCAAGCAGAGGGAGUCAAAACUUCUGCCAAACUCAUUGUUACAGAACCUGCGGCUAUGAUCUCUAAACCCAUGGAGGAUGUCAAAGCCCCAGAGAAGGAGAAGGCUACGCUUGAGUGUGAGGUGUCCAGAACUAACGCUGAGGUCAAGUGGUUCAAGGGUGACAUGGAACUGAAACCAGGAAAGAACUUUCGCAUCCACUCCCAGGGGCGCACACGCAGCCUGCUAAUCCACAAAUGUUCCCAAGAGGAUGAGGGCACAUACGUCUGCCAAACGUCUGAUGACAACACGUCAGCUAAACUCACUAUUCACGCCCGAGACAUUAAAAUAGUGAAGAGGCUUGAGGACGUGGAGGUGAUGGAGAAGGAGAGCGCUUCGUUCUUCUGUGAGAUCUCUCACGAUGAAGUGGACUGCCAGUGGUUCAAAGGCGACACCAAACUCAAAGUCGGUGACAACAUCAAGAUGAGACAAGAGGGUAAAAUCUAUGUGCUGCUGUUUAAGUCGGUGACCCCAGAAGACAUUGCUGAGAUUAAAUUCACAGCUGAAAAGGCCUCUUCAACAGCCAAACUGACAGUGAAAGAGCUCCCUGUCCAGUUUGUGAAGAAGCUCAGGGAUAAGUUAGCCUUGUAUACACACCGUGGGUUCUUGGAAUGCCAAGUGUCCCGGGCCAGCGCCAAGGUCAAGUGGUACAAGAACAAGAAGGAGAUCAAGCCCAGCAAGAAGCACGAGAUCAGCAGCGAGGCUAUAUACCGCAAACUCACCAUAAACGACGUGGGCUCGGAUGAUGAGGAUACUUACACCUGUGACGCCAUCGACGACAAGACAUCCUGUAAACUUCUUGUGGAAGAGCAGGCCAUCAGCGUCGUACGGGAGCUAAGUGCCGUGGAAGUGACCGAGCCCUUUGCCGCCUUCUUCGAGGUGGAGAUCAACAUCGACUCAGUCAAGCCCCCCAAGUGGACCCUGAAUGGUGUGGCCGUGCAGGAGAGCGCUGACGUGGAGAUGGAGAAGGAGGGCUCCAUGCACCGCCUCACCUUCAAGAAGACCAAGGCCUCCAUGACAGGACCUGUCCAGUUCAUGGCUGGCAAGAGCAAGUCUGUGGCCCAGCUUACUGUCAAAGAGCGUCCUCUUGAGGUGGUAGAGCCCAUGAAAGAUGUGACAGUCAAGGAGAAGGGCUCAGCCACUCUGAGCUGCAAGUUCUCCGCCACACCCAAAGAGGUGAGCUGGUUCAAAGGGCAAACCCUCCUGGAUGCUUCAGACAAGUACAGCCUGAAACAGGACGCUAUGAGGGCUCAGCUGACCAUCCAGAAGCUGACUGGGGAAGACACCGGGGAGUACCGCUGUCAGUCGGCUGCUGCCGAGACCAAAGCCACUCUCACUGUAGAGGUUCGGAAAGUGGAGAUCACCAAACACCUGGUGGACACAGAGGUGGAUGAGGACAGUGAUGCAGUGUUCAUUUGUGAGAUCAACUACACUGAUGAGGAGGUGCAAUGGCUACUCAAUGAAAAAGCACUCUUCUCCAACGAGGUCAACACCAUCACACACGUGGGCAAAGUGCACACGCUCACACUCAAGAAUCUGGCACCUGAGGAUGGGGGCACCAUCAUCUUCAAGGUCAGGGAAAUCAAGGAGGGUGUGACCCUAAAAGUCGAAGAGAAGCGUGCAGUGUUCCUCAAGUCUCUGGAUGACGUAGUGGGAGAGGUGAAAGGUAUGAUCACCCUGGCGUGUGAGGCCUCCAAGCCCAGGGUCUCCCCCGCCUGGAGGAAAGAUGGUAAGCUCCUGACUACUGACUCUAAGUAUGAGGUCCUGCACACAGGCAAGUCCCUGGGUCUGAUCAUCAAGGAUGUUACCAAGGAAGACGCAGGGGAGUACAGCUGCGACCUGGGUACUGAGCUUUCCAAGUCAAAGGUCACUGUGAGAGACCUGAGCAUAGGUAUCACCAAGCAGUUGAAGUCCAUGGAGGCGAUGGAGGGAGAGACAUGUAGCUUUCAGUGUAUUCUGUCACGGGAAAGCACUGACGAGUGUUCCUGGACCUUGAAUGGCCAGACCGUGGCUAACGGAGGACGCUUCCAGGUCUCCAGUACAGGUCGCAAGUACAUGCUGGUUAUCAAGGAUGUGACGCCAGCCGAUGCUGGUGAGGUGGUCUUCAACAUCAAGAACCUGAAUUCCAAGACUACAUUAGCUGUUGAAGGCAAAGCUCAAUCUGUAUCACGGGAGCUGCAGAGCAUUAGUGUAGUCUCAGGGGAUGAUGCUGUGUUCAUCUGUGAGGUCACACAGACCAGGGCCACCGUCCAGUGGGCCAAAGAUGGGAAGGACAUCAGGAAGAGUGAGAAGUAUGAGAUCAGUAAAGAGGAGAGGGUCAUGAAGUUGACCGUCCACAGUGUCACUGUUCAGGACUCUGGGGAAUAUAGCUGUGAGGUUAUCGGAGGGGCCACUACCAAGGCCAAGCUGGAGAUCAAAGAGCCAGUCCACAAGUUUACCAAGGAGCUGAAGGACAGCGAGAUGGAGGAGGAGGGCUCAGUGACCCUGCAGUGUGAGACGGCCCAGCCUGCCUCCAAGGCCGCCUGGUCCAAGGAGGGCGUGGAGCUGAAGGCCGGGGGACGCUAUGAGAUGAGUCAGAAGGAGACCGUCCUCACCCUCACUAUCAAACAGCUGGAGGAGAAAGACAGCGGCACUUACACCUGUGACGUGGGCACUGCCACGAUGAUGGCGAAGGUGACAGUCAAAGCCUUGCCUGCUAGCUUUGAACAAAAGCUGAAGAACCAGCAGGCCAAGGAAGGGGAGAGUGUCACUCUCUGCUCUGUGUUAUCCAAACCUGGGGCCAAGGUUCAGUGGAAGAAAGGCACUGAGCAUCUCAAAGCUGGAGACAAAUAUGAGAUGAAACAAAAAGAUGUCUCCUGCGAGCUUCAGAUAAAGCAUCUGAAUGUUGAGGACAGUGGGGAGUACUCCUGUGAGUGUGGAGACCAGAGGACCACAGCGACUAUAAACGUCAAUGCGUUACCUGUGACCUUCAAACACAAGCUGGAGAGCCAGGAGGCUGAGGAGGGGGGCAAUGUUACCCUGCACUGUGAGCUCUCUAAACCUGGAGUCCCUGUGGAAUGGAGGAAGGGAACACAGGUGCUGAAGUCUGGAGAAAAGUACCAGCUGAAGCAGAAAGAAUCUGUGAGUGAACUCCUGAUCAGCAAAGUAGUACCAGAGGAUAGUGGAGACUACAGCUGUGUGUGUGGAGACCAGAAGACUACAGCCAGCCUCGAGAUUAAGGCCCAACCUGUGACCUUCAAACAAAAGCUAGGGAGCCAGGAGGCUGAGGAGGGGGGCAAUGUUACCCUGCACUGUGAGCUCUCUAAACCUGGAGUCCCUGUGGAAUGGAGGAAGGGAACACAGGUGCUGAAAUCUGGAGAAAAGUACCAGCUGAAGCAGAAGGAAUCUGUGAGUGAACUCCUUAUCAGCAAAGUAGUACCAGAGGACAGUGGAGACUACAGCUGUGUGUGUGGAGACCAGAAGACUACAGCCAGUCUCAAGAUUAAGGCCCAACUUGUGACCUUCAAACACAAACUGGAGAGCCAGGAGGCUGAGGAGGGGGGCAAUGUUACCCUGCACUGUGAGCUCUCUAAACCUGGAGUCCCUGUGGAAUGGAGGAAGGGAACACAGGUGCUGAAGUCUGGAGAAAAGUACCAGCUGAAGCAGAAAGAAUCUGUGAGUGAACUCCUGAUCAGCAAAGUACUACCAGAGGACAGUGGAGACUACAGCUGUGUGUGUGGAGACCAGAAGACUACAGCCAGCCUCGAGAUUAAGGCCCAACCUGUUACAUUCAAACAAAAGCUAGGGAGCCAGGAGGCUGAGGAGGGGGGCAGUGUUACCCUGCACUGUGAGCUCUCUAAACCUGGAGUCCCUGUGGAAUGGAGGAAGGGAACACAGGUGCUGAAGUCUGGAGAAAAGUACCAGCUGAAGCAGAAAGAAUCUGUGAGUGAACUCCUGAUCAGCAAAGUAGUACCAGAGGACAGUGGAGACUACAGCUGUGUGUGUGGAGACCAGAAGACUACAGCCAGUCUCAAGAUUAAAGCCCAACUUGUGACCUUCAAACACAAACUGGAGAGCCAGGAGGCUGAGGAGGGGGGUAAUGUUACCCUGCAUUGUGAGCUCUCUAAACCUGGAGUCCCUGUGGAAUGGAGGAAGGGAACACAGGUGCUGAAGUCUGGAGAAAAGUACCAGCUGAAGCAGAAAGAAUCUGUGAGUGAACUCCUGAUCAGCAAAGUACUACCAGAGGACAGUGGAGACUACAGCUGUGUGUGUGGAGACCAGAAGACUACAGCCAGCCUCGAGAUUAAGGCCCAACCUGUUACAUUCAAACACAAGCUGGAGAGCCAGGAGGCUGAGGAGGGGGGCAGUGUUACCCUGCACUGUGAGCUCUCUAAACCUGGAGUCCCUGUGGAAUGGAGGAAGGGAACACAGGUGCUGAAGUCUGGAGAAAAGUACCAGCUGAAGCAGAACGAAUCUGUGAGUGAACUCCUGAUCAGCAAAGUACUACCAGAGGACAGUGGAGACUACAGCUGUGUGUGUGGAGACCAGAAGACUACAGCCAGUCUCAAAAUUAAGGCUCUCCCAGUCAUAUUCAAACAAGAUCUGCAGAGUCAGGAGGCUGAAGAGGGGGGCAGUGUUACCCUGCACUGUGAGCUCUCUAAACCUGGGGUCCCGGUGGAAUGGAGGAAGGGAACACAGGUGCUGAAGUCUGGAGAAAAGUACCAGAUGAAGCAGAAAGAUUGCCGUGUGGACCUCCAAGUCUGUGAUUUGAAACCCGAAGACACAGGAAGCUACCAGUGCAGGACUGGAGACACAGAGAGCUCAGCAUGCCUGAAAGUCAAUGCUGUCCCAGUCAUUUUCACUAAAGAGCUGCAGAGCCAACAGGCUGAGGAGGGGGGCAGUGUUACCCUGCACUGUGAGCUUUCUAAACCUGGAGUCCCUGUGGAAUGGAGGAAGGGGGAGGUGGGUCUUUGCCUCUGUGCCAAGUAUAACAUCAUCCAGGAAGGGCACAGCGCUAGGCUAAUCAUCCAAAACCUAGACCCAGAAGACUCAGGCAGCUACACCUGUGACAGUGGUGACCGGAAAACCACAGCACACCUUUCUGUGAAGGCCCUGCCCGUUUACUUCAAAACUCGACUACAGAAUCUAGAGUGGGACGCAGGUGAGAUCGCCAUCCUCCGCUGUGAGAUCACCAAGCCUGGGGCCAGCGUUGUCUGGAGCCGGGGCGACAGGGUCCUGAAGUCUAACAACAAGUAUCAGCUGAAACAGGAAGGGGCCAUUGUGAAGCUUAUCAUCUAUAGCCUACAAGGGGCUGACUCUGGGGAGUAUAUCUGUGACACAGGUUACCAGAAGACCACCUCCGUGCUCACUGUACAGGAGGUGGAGGUGACCAUAGUGAAGGUCUUGAACAGCUGUUCGGUGCACGAGGGGGAGGAUGUCCACUUUGAGUGCCAUCUGUCCCACGAUGACGCCAAGGAGGUCCAGUGGAAGCUUGCGGACGUCCCUCUGCAGAACAAUGAAAUGAACCUGAUCCGUGCCCAGGGCAAGGUGCACAGCCUCACCCUCAGGGGGGUCACCCAGGCCGACUCGGGCACAGUCACCUUCACCGUGGGUCACCAUACCUCCACCGCAAGCCUGACCGUCCGAGGGGCCCCUGUGGUGUUCAAGAAGGAGCUGGAGAGCCAGGAAGCAGUGGAGGGAGGCAGUGUUUCCCUGACCUGUGAGAUCAGUGCUGAUGGCAAGGUGACCUGGAGAAGGGGCUCCGUGCUCCUCACCCAGGGGGAGAAGUAUUCCAUGGAGCACACAGGUUCUACCUACAUCCUGAUGGUUCACAAGUUAAAGGUUGAAGAUGCUGGAGAGUACACCUGCGAUGCCGGGGAUAAGCAGAGCACAGCCACCCUGACAGUCAAAGAGUCUGUGCGCAUCACUCGGGAGCUGCACGACAUCACAGUGACCACCGGGCAGGAUGCUGUCUUUGCGUGUGAGUUGUCCCAGGAGGGCGUGACCAACGGAGAGUGGUGGCUGGGCGAUAACCUCCUCCAGAACAACGACCUGAACCAGAUGGCCUGCCAGGGCCGGGUACACCGGCUGACACUACAGAUGGUCACCCCCGAUGAAUCAGGGGACGUGGCGUUUGUGGUGGGCGAGGAGAAGACCGUUGCUUGCCUACUGGUGGAAGAGAAGCCCAAAGCCUUAAUCCUUGAGAAGCCUCACGAUACAGUGGCCUUGGAGGGCGAGACAGUCACCCUGUCCUGCACUGUCUCCGACCCCACGGCCACCGUCACCUGGAGCAGGAAUGAUGUGGCCAUCAAAGCAGGACUCAAGUACGACCUGCGGAAGAAUGGAGCUCUCCUGCAGCUGCGCAUCCACAACCUGGAGAUGGAGGACUCUGGAACUUACUGCUGCGAUACCGGGGAUGCACAGUGCACCGUCACCUUGAUUGUGGAAGGUGCCCCGGCAUUCUUUCAGAAGGAGCUGAAGAACCAGGAAGCCCAGGAGGGUGAUGAUAUCACUCUGCACUGUGAGCUCUCCAAGGCGGGCACUCACGUGGAGUGGAGGAAGGGAGGCGCAGUCCUCCAGGCUGGUAAGAAGUACGAGAUGAGGCAGGAGGGCUGCGUUCAGGAGCUCCACAUUCGCAACCUGGAGCCAGAGGACAACGGCUAUUACACCUGUGAUGCUGGAGACCAGCUCACCACGGCAUUAGUGGCAGUGCAAGAACCCACAGUAGAGGUGGUGAGUGAGAUGCAGGACCUCCGUGUGGCUGAGGACCAGCCGGCUGAGUUCAUCUGCCAGUACUCCCGGCCGGUCCAGGCCCAGUGGAAAAGAAACGGGCGGCCGUUGCAGCCUGACGGCAGGAGGGUGGUAGUGGAGCAGGACUGGACCGUGGCUCGCUUGUACAUUAGCCACGUGUCCACUGAGGACAGGGGGACGUACUCCUGUGAGGCAGAGGGGACCUGCGUGGUCGCCUCCCUGGAGGUGGAAGCCAAACCCAUUGAAAUCCUCCAGGGCCUGGAGAACAUGGACACCAUCGACGGCGGCGAGGCCCUGUUCGAGUGCUCGAUCUCUCGUUGCGAGAUCAAAGACAGCUGCUGGCUCAUUGACGGCAAGCCGGUGAAGGAUUCGCCAACCACUGAGAUUGUGUCCUUCGAGAGUGGCCGCCGCCACCUGCUGCUGCUAAAGGACCUGCACGUCGGGGACAACUGCAAAGUGACCUUCCAGGCGGGCACCGCAGCGACCUCCGCCAUGCUCAACGUCAAAGGCUGGCAGCUGGAUGUGGUGAGCGGUCUGGAGGAUAAGGUAGCUGUGGUGGGAGAGAAAGUAGAGUUCAGCUGCGUGCUGACCGAGCCUGUGCCUGAGGCGGAGGUAGCCUGGUACUCUAACGGAGCCGAGCUAAAGAAUGAUAACACCUGGGCCAUGCAGGCUGACGGUUGCUUCUACCAACUGGUGCUGAGACAGGCCUCAGCCAUGCCACCACAGGAGAUCACCUUUGCUGCCAGGGACGCCAUUUCCAUGGCCAAGCUCACUGUCAUCACCUUUCCAGAACCCCCGGAGGACCCAGAGCUGGUCAGUAAGCAUAAACAGGGGGUGACCCUGUCCUGGUUCACACCUCUCAGCGAUGGAGGCAGCCCCAUUCUGGGUUACAGGGUGGAGAUGAGGCUGGCGGACAGCGCCCUCUGGCUUCCGUGCCAUGCAGAGCCUGUGUGUAACACAGAGUUCUCUGUGGAUAACCUCAUCCCAGGGAGUGGCUACAGGUUCAGGGUGGCAGCCAUCAACAGAGCUGGGACUGGAGAACCAGUCCAGCUGCCUCAGACCGUUCAGCUGGAGGCUCCGAUCACAGUGACCCAGCAGUUGGCCUGUCCAGGUUUGCAGGAGGGUAAGAUGGCCCGUGUAGAGUGCCAGCUCUCUGCUGAGGGCAGCUCGGUCACCUGGCUUAGAGACAACAAGGAGCUGGAGUUUGGGCUCAAAUACCAGGUCACCAUCGAGGGCAAGACACAAGUGCUGCUGAUCAAAGACUUUGAGUCUGCUGACCAGGGCGUGUACACCUGUGUAGCCUCAGACGAGGCAGAAAGCUCCAUUAAUCUCAAUUUACCAACAGGUGGAGAUGGGGUUGAGAUGGAGGGGGCCCAGCCCAGCCUGCCUCCUGAGGCUGCCUCCGAGGGUGAUGUCCACGCGCUGUGGGAGGCCCUGGCCAAGAAACGCCGCAUGAGCCGAGAGCCCACCCUCGACUCCAUCUCUGAGCUGCCUGAUGAGGAGGACAAGGAGCCCAAAACACCCAAGGAGCCAGUCAAGGAGAAGAAAUCCCCAGAGAAGGUGAACGAAAAGGAGAAGGUUGUGGAGCCUGUCAUCAUCGCAAAGAAGGAGUUGGAUACAAAUCUACACACCAGCUCUGAGGAUGAGUCCAGGGUUCCAACACUGGCAUCCUACCUGAAGAAGAGCAGCAAGUCCUCCCUCUCUGCAUCCAACCAGACAGAGUCCAUCUCAACUGAGAAGUUCUAUGCACAGACCUCAGUGCAACAGACCUCAGUGCAACAGACCACAGUCCUACAGACCUCAUCUUCAGGGCAGCAGAUCACAGCACAGACCACAGAGAUCACUGGGUGUGGAAAUGAGGAGGAUGAAGAAAAGGGUCUGCUGGAUGCUGCUGUCAAGAUCCAGGCUGCGUUCAAGGGCUACAAGUCCUGCAAGGACAUGUGUCCAGUCUUCAAGGACGUCUUCAAGGACCAGACCAAGGAGCCCAAUGGCACCAUCCACCUGGAGUGUGUGGUUGAGGGAAAGCCCGACAAGGUGCGCUGGCUGAAGGACGGCGAGCCCCUUGUGGACAGCAAACACCACCACAUCGACAUCUACAAUGAUGGCACCUGCUCUCUGGUAAUCACCGCCGUUACCACCAAGGACACGGGCAUCUACACAUGUGAGGUCACCAACAAGUUCGGCGUGACCAUCCACAGCGGCAAGGUGACAGUAGGCUCGGCACGGGAGGCAUCUGGAAGGAGGCCCCUGACCAUGGGCUACAGCGCCGACAGCGAGGCGGAGAGCUCGUCUGCAGAAAGCGAGAUGGACGAGUCUUUGAGGCAGGCCAGCAAACGGCUGCGCCGCCUCCUCCGCACACGGCUGCCGGCCACGUCGGAGGAGGAGUCGUUCGUCAGCUGUGAUGAUGAGGCUGAGCUGAAGGCCCCCGAGCCCAAAUCGUACCACGAGGACGAGCGUUACCUCUACAUCCGCUUUGACACGCGGUCUGAGGCCCAGGUGGCGUCGCUGCACUUUCAGGAGAUGUUCACGGCCCAGGGGAUGCCUGUGGAGACCACCAUCCAGGAGGCUGGACCUCUCAAAGUGGAGCUGCGCAUCAUGAAGAUGGGAUACACCCAAGAUGGCUCUGCAACACCCGCACAGGAGAAGCAGCUGCCCGCGUUCAUGACAGGAGCCCCCGCGGCCCCAGUCUUCCUGACCGAAAUCCAGAGCCAGGACGUGCCUGAAGGUUACCCGGUCAGCUUUGACUGCGUGGUGAUCGGAAAGCCUACACCCAGCAUGCGUUGGUUCAAGGACGGGAAGCUCCUGGAGGAGAAUGACCACUACAUGAUCAACGAGGAACACGAGGGCUGCCAUCAGCUCAUCAUCACCACCGUGCUGCCUUCUGACAUGGGUGUCUACCGCUGCAUGGCCGAGAACACCAGUGGCAUCGCUGCCACUAAGGCUGAGCUCAGGGUUGACAUGUCUUGCAGCUCAGACUACGAUACUGCAGCUGAUGCCACUGAGACAGGCUCCUACAUCAGCGCCAAGGGCUACAUGUCUAGGGAAACUGAAGCGUUUGAGUCUAUGGCAGAGGAUGAGCAGAUACCACAAGUACUGGAUGAGCUCCAUGAUGUGCACGUCAGCCCAGGCUCACCCAUCGCUAAGAUGCAGCUGAAAGUCAAAGGUUUCCCCGCGCCCAGAGUGUACUGGUUCAAGGACGGUAUCCCACUGCGUUCCUCAGACAGGAUCCUGCUGCUGGACAAGAGAGACGUCCACAGUCUGGAGGUCCUGGAGGUGAAGAGGGAGGAUGCAGGAGAGUACUCUGCCUACAUCAGCAACGCUGCUGGAUCAGCAUACUCCUCUGCUAGGAUACUGGUUCUGGGUCCAGGAGAGCUCACACCUGUAGAAGAACACGAUCCCAAGGUGCCUCUGGUGCCGCCACGGUUCCUGGAGAAGUUUAGCAACAGGAAGGUGAAACAGGGAGCCAGUGUCACCCUGUCAGUCAGAGUGGAAGGUUCUCCCAUCCCCAUGGUGACGUGGCUGAAAGAGGAGUCUGCUGAGGACGUGUUGUGGAUCAAGCCUGACACUAAGGGAUAUAAGGUGGCCAGGUCUGGGCGCCAACACAGCCUCAUCCUCAUGGAUGCGGGUUCUGAGCACGCCGGCACCUACACCUGCAUUGCCACCAACAGGGCCGGCCAGUCCAUCUGCACUGCCCACUUUGAGGUAGAGGAUGCGCCACGGCCAAAGGAAGAGACCACAAUCCCUCUGGGUAUUACUAUCAGCCCUCCAGUGGAGGAUGCUGGCAGAAGAAUGCCUUAUCUAGGUGAAGUUGGAACAGAAGAGUUUCUUAUGAAACUCACCUCUCAGAUCACAGAGAUGGUAUCUGCCAAGAUCAGCCAAGACAGCGCACAGAACCAUCAAGUGCUCCAGUGGAUUGAAGCAUGGCCCAAAGCCUCCACCUCACUACGUGUCCCGGGAGGCGAUAGCGACGAUGAGACCAAAACACCCUCCGCCUCGCCCCAUCACGGCCGCUCUCGCCCCAGCUCCAUUCUCGCAGACUCCUCCUCUGAGUCUGACGACCCUGAUGCCAGGGGAGAGAUGUUUGACAUCUAUGUGGCUACGGCUGACUACAACCCCACCAUCCCCAACAAAGAGACCAUUUCCCUGAAGGAGGGCCAGUAUGUGGAGGUUCUGGACUCGGCACAUCCACUCAAAUGGCUGGUCCGGACCAAACCAACCAAAACCACCCCAUCCCGCCAGGGCUGGGUGUCACCUGCCUACCUGGACAAGAAACUCAAGCUGUCUGCUGAUGCUGGUGAUGUCCCAGAGACAGGUGGAGAAGAGGUCUCAGAAGGAGAGUACAAAAGAAGACUACUCCAACUGAUCCAGGACAUGAUCAACAGCGAGGCAGAGUUUGUCAAAGAGAUGGACUUCUUCACCUCGCACCACGUCAAGCAGGUGGAGAGCCCUGACGCCCCAUCUGACGUCACCAGCCAGAAGGAGGCCAUCUUCAGGAACAUCCACGAGAUCAAGGCCUUCCAUAGCGAGUUCAUGUUCCCUAAGUUGCGCGAGUGCGACACUGAUGACGACGUGGCCAUGCGCUUCCUGAGGAGCGGGGAGGGCUUUGAGAAAUACCUCCAGUACCUCGUAGGCCAGCAAAAGGCAGAGGCCGCUAUCAGUGACAAGACCGUACACCACUUCUUCAAGAAGUACACAGACAAACAGCAGGCCAGUGCCGACCCUGCUGAAGGGCCUGUAUUGAGCAUUAAUGCCUACCUACAGAAACCCCUGGACAGAAUCCAGAAGUACAAGGCCUCGCUCAAGGAGCUGAUCAGGAACAAGGCCCGGAACGGUCAGAACUGCUGCCUGCUGGAGGAGGCCUAUGCCAUGGUUUCAUCACUGCCUCAGCGUUCAGAGAACACACACCACGUCUCCAUGAUAGAGAACUACCCUGCCACUCUGGAUGUAUUGGGGGAGCCCAUCAGACAGGGACCCUUCAUGAUGUGGGAGGGUGCACCUGGGGUAAGGUCCUCCUCCAGAGGCCACCGUCGACACGCGUUCCUCUUCAAAAACUAUGUCGUCAUCUGCAAAUCCAAGAGAGACUCCAACACAGACACCCAGGGCUACGUCUUUAAGAACAUGAUGAAGCUGAACAACAUAGACGUGAAUGAGACAGUGGAGGGUGACGACCGGGCCUUUGAGAUCUGGCACGAGCGCGAGGACUCUGUCAGGAAGUACACGCUUCAGGCUCGCACCGUCAUCAUCAAGAACUCCUGGCUGCGAGACCUCAGGGACCUGCAGCAGCGCUAUACCAUGCCCGGCUGGAGUAUGCCUGACUUUGAUGAGCUUCUGGCUGACUGCACAGUGGAGCUGGGACAGACAGUGAAACUGGCCUGCAAGGUUACUGGAGUACCCAAACCUGUGGUCACCUGGUACAAGGAUGGGCAUGCAGUGGAGGCCGACCCUCACCACAUCAUCAUCGAGGACCCUGACGGUUCCUGCACCCUGAUCCUGGACAACAUGACAGCGGAUGACUCUGGACAGUACAUGUGCUUCGCCACUAGCACCGCAGGCAACGCCAGCACCCUGGGGAAGAUCACUGUCCAAGUGCCUCCUCGUUUUGUGAACAAGAUGAGGAAUGCUGUCUUUACCAUUGGUGAGGAUGCUCAGUUCUCCUGCACCAUCCAGAGCGCUCCCAGCCCCAAGAUCAGGUGGUUCAAGGAAGGCAGGUUGCUGACUGACCAGGAGAAGUAUCAGACCUACAGUGAGUCCCGUAGUGGAGUACUGGUCCUAGUCAUUAAAGGCCCUACGGAGAGAGACCUGGGACAUUACGAAUGUGAGUUGUCUAAUCGACUGGGCAGUGCUAGGUGUGCAGCUGAUCUGUGCCUUCCUUCUGCUGUGACUAGGAGAGGAGAGCAGGCGAUCACCAUCGAAGUCACCGAGCAGGAGACUAAAAUACCAAAGAAAACCAUCAUCAUAGAGGAGACCAUAACCACGGUGGUGAAGAACACCCGUAUGAAGCGCCGUGGCCUGUCUCCAUCUGGGUUCAACCGCUCCCAAACCUCCACCCCAGAUCACCAGACCACCCCCGCGGCCAGGCAGAGGAGGCAGGCUUCCACCAACAGGAAGACCACCAUCCCCACCCUGUACGUCACGGAGCCCGAGGGGGCCGCAGGGGCCCGGGCUGCGGAGAACAAGUGGGUGGAGGUAGAGGAAAUCAUUGAGUACAAGGUCAACAAGUCGCCCAGGCCCUCCAGGAGAGGUGUCUCCCCAGCCGGGUCGGAGCGGGCACACACCCCCUCCUCCACCCGGCCACAGAGGUUCGCAAACCCUAACGCCAACAACUCCAACAACAACCUUGUAGAACUGCAGAACCACUCCGAGCUACAGGGGGCACAGCCUCUGUACUGGGACGAUGAGGAGGAGGAUGAUGACUUGGCUGUGGAUGGGUCCGAGGUCGCCCCUGGAAUCAGUGGAGAGGCCUACGAGGUCUCCUCGCUUCUAAUUCCUAACGACCAUGAACACGAAGAGGACGAGGCCUGGCUAGAAGAGCAGCAAGAGGCUUUCAUCACAGAACCGGAUGAUGAUGACAACACACCCAGAAGGCUGGAGCCUAAAAUCCUGACCGAGGGCAGUCGCGUUCUCACCCUGGAGGACCUGGAGGACUACGUCCCCAAGGAGGGGGAGACCUACGGCUCCUCCAACACCCGUUCAUCACCUCCCGAGAGGCCCUGCGAGAUCUCAGUGCUCCAGAGGGAGAUUGGGGGCUCUGCUGUGGGCCAGCCGGUGCUGCUCAACGUAGGGAGGCCUGUGGGGAUGCCUAGGGAGAGGCCCAGGCCGGGCUUCUUCAGCCGCUUUAGAGAUCACCUCUCAGGAAGCAUGUUCUCCCCGGCCGGCCCCCACCACAACUACAACCACCACCCCAGCGGAGGUCAGUCCAGGAGGGAGAUUCCCAUCCAGGUCAGCCACGCCAAGCUAGAGGUCAAGCCGUUGUACUGCUCUGAGGUGCAGAGAGUGGAGGGAGUGCAGCAGAGCUACAAAACUAAAGUCUACACGUCAGUGGGCAAGUCAGUCACUCUUCAGAUUAGCAAGAAUAAUCCAUAUCAAAACCAAUAAUUUAGUGUGUGAAAAUAAGUAGCUGGAUUAGAACCAAGCAGAUUGUUGUUAUUCUGUGAUACGUACAAUAGCCCUUUUAGUCUUAAAUGGGAACCUUUCUAGUUAAGUGUUAAAAAGCAUAUUCUAACAUUGCAUUUUACUGCAAAUGGCGAAUCAUUCCAUUUUCAAGCAACCCGGCUAAAAGUAAAAUGCAGACACAGGAAGUCAGUCGUUUGGUCAGACAGAAAGUGGACUUUAAAGGACAAACAUCCAAAGGGGUUGGAUAUGUUUAGGCUAAAUGAUUUCCGAACGUCAUUGUAUACUAUCCAGCCUUCAAUUUAUUGCUGCCUUUCUUGCCACAAAUUUGAUGUACUGAAAAAUACAAUAAUUAUGAGUUGUUGUGACAUGGACUGACACUAUUUUCAAGUUCAAAACUCCAUCUGCUUUACCCUUGGGCGACAGAUGUUUAUAAUUUUAGCUCCUUGAUGUUAAACUUCUGUCCUGUAGGAGAACAUCAGUGUACAGCACUUUACACUAAGUGUACAAAACAUUAGGAACACCUUCCUAAUGUUGAGUUGCACCCCGUUUUGCCCUCAGAACAGCUUCAAUUUGUCGGGGCAUGGACUCUACACGG